AUCCCCUUCCGCUCUUCCGCUCUUCCGCUCUUCCGCUCUACGAUCUUUCGAAAGCCAGGUCUUAACAAUUUCUCUCCGGCUAACUUAGUUUUCCUUUGCAGACUUUUUGUAAUCGCUUCCCUAACUCUGAAGUUCAGUUCUUAGCAGGCUAGCAGGAAGAAAUGGGAGAAACAAGGGACAACGAAUACGAGGAAGAGCUCCUCGACUACGAAGAAGAGGAAGAGAAGGCCCCCGAUUCCGUUGGAGCUAAAGUCAACGGUGAAGCUGGAAAGAAGGGUUAUGUUGGAAUUCAUAGUUCGGGAUUCAGAGACUUCCUAUUGAAGCCAGAGCUUCUCCGUGCUAUUGUUGACUCUGGAUUUGAGCACCCAUCUGAAGUUCAACAUGAAUGUAUUCCCCAAGCUAUCCUCGGCAUGGAUGUUAUUUGUCAAGCUAAAUCUGGUAUGGGUAAAACUGCUGUUUUUGUUCUGUCAACACUGCAGCAGAUUGACCCUGUUGCUGGUCAAGUUUCUGCCCUAGUUCUGUGCCAUACUAGGGAGCUUGCAUACCAGAUCUGUCAUGAGUUCGAAAGGUUCAGCACUUAUCUUCCGGAUCUGAAGGUUGCUGUCUUCUAUGGUGGAGUGAAUAUUAAAAUUCACAAAGAUCUUCUGAAAAAUGAAUGUCCUCAUAUUGUUGUUGGAACACCCGGAAGGAUACUGGCAUUGUCAAGAGAUAAAGACCUAUCCCUGAAGAACGUCCGGCAUUUUAUCUUGGAUGAGUGUGAUAAGAUGCUUGAGUCACUUGAUAUGCGGAGGGAUGUACAGGAGAUUUUCAAGAUGACUCCUCACGACAAACAAGUUAUGAUGUUUUCUGCAACACUCAGCAAAGAAAUCCGCCCAGUUUGCAAGAAGUUUAUGCAAGAUCCAAUGGAAAUAUAUGUAGACGACGAGGCAAAACUGACAUUGCAUGGUCUUGUCCAGCACUACAUCAAAUUGAGCGAGAUGGAGAAGAAUCGAAAGUUGAAUGACCUCCUUGAUGCAUUGGACUUCAAUCAAGUGGUUAUUUUUGUUAAAAGUGUUAAUAGGGCAGCUGAGCUGGAUAAGUUGUUGGUGGAGUGUAAUUUUCCCUCGAUAUGCAUCCACUCUGGCAUGUCUCAGGAAGAGAGGUUGACUCGAUACAAGGGUUUUAAGGAAGGACAUAAGCGGAUUCUUGUGGCUACAGAUUUGGUUGGUCGUGGAAUUGACAUUGAACGUGUGAACAUUGUUAUCAAUUAUGAUAUGCCAGAUUCUGCUGAUACUUAUCUGCACAGGGUUGGCAGAGCUGGUAGAUUUGGCACCAAAGGGCUUGCUAUUACUUUCGUAUCAUCUGCAGCUGAUUCUGAUGUCCUCAAUAAUGUUCAAGAAAGGUUUGAAGUCGAUAUUAAGGAGCUUCCAGAGCAGAUUGAUACAUCCACAUACAUGCCAUCAUAGAUGUAGAGAUCUUCAGCAUAGAAUAUCAGCUACCCAAGUUGGUGAGGGUGGUUCACAUGUCAUUGUGGUUUGAUUUUGAUUCGAACUAAAAAUGGAUGAAAGCCACUGCGCACUAGCUUUGAUGUGAGUGAGGGCAAAUGGUGUAUGCUCUAAAUGUGGUGGUGUACGCUGCCAUUUGAGUUUAUUGUAUUCUAAUUGCUGGGGCUGUCUUGCAUGGGAAGUCUUUUUAUUAUGCACAUUUUAUUCUGAAUCACGAAUGAUAGAAAUGAUGUAAUACUUUAGAUAUCCCUUCUCUGCAAGACUAACAAUUACGGUAGACUGUUGGGUAGUAUUUGCAGUGAUUUUUAUUAGAUUCGUUAUGUGAACUCAUUUCACUUAGUUCCAUAGCCUACCUGUGUUCUCUUGUCUCACUGCCCUAUUGCAGAUGUUUUGAUGUGGAUUUUUCUGAAGCGUUAUAUUAUGCGGAAAUAAAAAAAAGAUCAAGUUUUGGGAA
Molecule: messenger RNA, 1938 nt
Organism: Benincasa hispida (wax gourd)
Lineage: Eukaryota; Viridiplantae; Streptophyta; Magnoliopsida; Cucurbitales; Cucurbitaceae
Product: DEAD-box ATP-dependent RNA helicase 15
Molecular function (GO): ATP binding; nucleic acid binding; RNA helicase activity
Source: RefSeq, a predicted model, not a curated record